Anopheles aquasalis is the source of this 1459-nucleotide messenger RNA. Its product is annotated as nucleosome assembly protein 1-like 1. The record is from RefSeq and is a predicted model, not a curated record. Gene Ontology annotation, biological process: nucleosome assembly. Lineage: Eukaryota; Metazoa; Arthropoda; Insecta; Diptera; Culicidae. Gene Ontology annotation, cellular component: nucleus.
GAAACUGCUUUUUUAUCAAACCGUUUCCCAGGGAAACGGGUGCAUCGCAGAUACCAUUUUGCUGUAGUAGCGGAGGAUCUUUUCAGUUCGUCUACUCUACCGUUGCAUGUUAGGUGACUGCGUACCGAAUAGCUCCGGAACUCAGUAUAUUGAAGCUAAAAUGGACUCACCAACCACCGUGUCGUCGCCAGCCACAGUGGCCGAUUGUACGGUAAAGGAUACGCUUGAAAAGCAGAUAGCAAACAUCGAUGAGCGCAUCAAGCAACUGGUACAAGAGUCACAGGGUUCUUCAUCCGGCACCGGAACCACCGCCAAUCCACCUAGCAUCGCUGCCAAGGUGCAGGCUCUGCGUAAAGUCCAACAGCAGAUCGUCGAGAAGGAGGUGAAACUGUAUCUCACGACCCACGCCAUGGAGGUGGAAUUUCAGUCCGAGUUUCGCGAAUGUUACGACACGCUCGCCCAAAUUGUAAGUGGAUCCGCCGGCUCGCCGAACCUGGUGGAAUCGGAAGCCAACCCAAACGACCGGGCCGACCAGGCGCUGGGUGUGGCCGGCUUUUGGCUCACCGUGCUCAAGGCCAGCAUGCUGGACCAUCUGAUCGAGGAAGCGGAUGAGCCGGCGUUGCAAAAGCUCAAGGACAUUCGGUGCGAACUGAAGUCUGACCCAACGCCCGGUUUCGUGCUGGUGUUUCACUUCGAACCGAACGACUUCUUCACGAACGAGGUGCUCACGAAGGAAUACUUUCUGCGCUGUGCCCCGGACCCACUGAAACCGUCCAUGUUCAAUGGGUUCGAAAUAUUCCACUGCGUUGGCUGCAGAAUUGAUUGGAAGGAGGGCCAGAAUCUGAUCGAACAGAGUGAAUCGGACCGGGAGGAUGCGGCCGGUGCUUCGUUCUUUAGUUUCUUUGAACCGGAACGAUGUGCACCGGAUGACUGCGAUCCGGAUAUUGGCGUAGCGCUGAUGGAGUGUGAUUUUCAGUACGGUUACUACAUUCGCGAGAAGAUCAUACCACGGGCCGUGUCACUGUUUCUGAGGGAGAUCGACAACGUGAAGGAAACGUGCGAUAAAUGUACCUGUCAGCGGUGCAUGUAUAAGCAUUUAUUCGAUUCGACCCUGGACUGUUCUAAUUCUGUUGGUCAACCGCUUGAAGAAGCGCACGAUCAGAUGGAACGUUCCGAUUCGCAGGAAAGAGCGCUGCAGCGGGACUCAGGGAUUAAUAUUUGAAGAAUGGAGCCAAUAGGUGGUGUGAAUGUAUGUUUGAAGGGGAAAUUUAUUUUCUUUUUAUUAGAAAUUUGUCAUUCAGUUUUUUUUAAACCUGGCAGAGGGUAAUUUUGAUGCACAAAUAUAAUGGAGAUAUGGUCAUGUUCCGGCGAAAUCAACAAAACGGCUUGCGAUCAGUUAGAAACCAUGACUGGGCAUAAAAUUGUAAGAACUCAAUACCAUUCUCAAACGAACUUGAUA